Vicia faba (fava bean) is the source of this 978-nucleotide messenger RNA. Lineage: Eukaryota; Viridiplantae; Streptophyta; Magnoliopsida; Fabales; Fabaceae. The record is from the annotation of a GenBank genome assembly.
AUGGAUUCAACUUCAGCAUUCCCUCAACAACAAGAGAUGCACGAUCUUCAUGCCGAAGACUCCUCCACUGUUUCCGAUUGCGAGAGCGGUGUUUCCGGCAACACCAGAGAGUUACAACUGAAUUCCGACUCGUUUUUAGUUAGGCUUGGAGAAGGCGAUGUUGUUCAUGACCUUAUAAAGACCAGAUUCCUUCGCGGACUCGGUUUACUUGCGAACCAAACCGAGAUUCUCGCCGUUCACAGAAACGCCUGUUCCGACGUCGUUUCACAAGCGCGCCUUCAAUCCUUUCACGUUUAUGCAGGAGCUGUUUCUAAACUUCGCGGUGGAGAUUCGAACGUGAAAUACGCUUGGUACGGAACUUCCUGUGAGAAUGACGUAAGAGACAUUCUUUCAAACGGUUUUAGUCAUGUCCACGGUCAAAGCCUGUGUCUCUCUCCAGAUGAUUCUCCUCUCCAAAGUGUGAAAAGUUGUUUUGUUGGAAGAGAUGGUGUGAGGCAUUUGAUUUUGUGUAGGGUGAUUUUAGGAAGAACGGAGAUUGUGAAGCCUGACACCAAACAAUGUUAUCCUAGUAGUGAGAAUUAUGAUUCUGGUGUGGAUAGUUUUUCAGCUCCAACGAAGUACAUGAUUUGGAGUAGUAGAAUGAACACUCAUGUUUGGCCUGCUUAUGUUAUAAGCUUCAGGGUUCCUUCAUUCAAAGGGAUUGAGAUGAAUGAAGAAGAACAUGUGAGACCAACUUCACCUUGGAUGCCGUUUCAAAAUUUAAUUUCUGUGCUCUCCAAAGAUUUGCCAUCGCUUGAUAUUGCUUUGAUUUCCAAGUUCUACAAAGCUAAAAAGGAAAGGAAGAUUUCACGACAUGAAUUGAUACAAAAAGUGAGACAAAUUGCUGGAGAUAAGUUGCUGAUUUCGGCCAUCAAGUCUUACAGAGCAAAGAAGAAACCUACAAAGUUUCAGCAAACAAGGUCUAAGAAUGACAACUAG